AUGUCUUGGAGCAAUCGAGUCUACCGAAGAAUGAUGCGCACGAGCCAUUUGACUGUAACAAUUCCUGAUGAUUUCUGGAAUUUUGAACGCACCUAUCCGGCAGUUAACACUACUUACGAGGAAAGAGUUGAUUACCUUCUCCACCAAAUCAACGAUUCCGUGUCAUACAGAGAAGACAUUGACGAGUAUUAUAUACAGCAAUGUCCGCUUUGCGAAAAAUACAACAUCGAAUUGAGAAUAAUUGAGACUUAUGCUCGUAAUGAGCUGGAGCAUCUUCGUCACUACAGAGAAGGAGAAUUCUGGAAAUAUAUUUAUGUUGUCAGCAUGAGCAUUGACAUAUUAUUAACAAAGAUGAACAAAAUUGCUGAUUAUAUCGACGAGAUUGACUCCAAACGAUAUGCUCGAUCAAGAAUUCAAAUCUAA
Messenger RNA from Caenorhabditis bovis, 423 nucleotides. The record is from the annotation of a GenBank genome assembly. Lineage: Eukaryota; Metazoa; Nematoda; Chromadorea; Rhabditida; Rhabditidae.